AAAAAUCUAACUCCUGCACCAUUCAUGGACCAUAUCCCAAUUUCAGACACCACCCUCACAAUUUGAUUAUUAUUCCAUAUUUCUAUAAAUAUUUAUCUAUUGUCUAGUGGUUGCUAUCUGCCAAUUCUGAUUUGUAGAGUGAAAAUGGGCUUCAGGGGUUCCAAGGCAGUUGCUCUUUUCAUUCUCUUUAACAUCAUAUGUUUGUCUCUUGUUUCCUCUAACAAGGUUCCAUGCCCUCCUACAAGUCCUUCCUCGCCUGCCUCUGUCCCAAAGAAGCAAGACAAAUGCCCUAGAGAUACCCUUAAGUUUGGCGUUUGUGGCAGUUGGUUAGGGUUGGUGACCGAGGUUAUUGGGACUAAACCCAGCAAGGAAUGCUGUACCCUAAUCAAGGGUCUUGCAGAUCUUGAAGCUGCAUUGUGUCUCUGCACUGCUAUUAAGGCCAAUGUCUUGGGAAUUGUCAAGCUCGAAGUGCCUGUUGCUCUUAGUUUGCUUGUUAGUGCAUGUGGAGGAAAGGUGCCACAAGGUUUUGUCUGUGCUUAAUUAGAAACUGUCUACCUAGCUAGCUCUGAAUUACUUCUUGAUGUACUUAUUGAUAUUUUCCAUUUCUGCUAUGUUGGAAUAAACCAGAUUAAUUUAAUUAUGUUGUGUGGACAAAGGAAGAACAAUAUUGGAAAUGAAUGAUGUUGUACGUACGGUUGAUGCG
This is a messenger RNA of Prunus mume (Japanese apricot), 703 nucleotides long. RefSeq names its product putative lipid-binding protein At4g00165. NCBI's taxonomy places the organism in Eukaryota, Viridiplantae, Streptophyta, Magnoliopsida, Rosales, Rosaceae. The record is from RefSeq and is a predicted model, not a curated record.